Messenger RNA from Endocarpon pusillum Z07020, 3141 nucleotides. RefSeq lists its product as uncharacterized. Bases 1 to 3141 code for a protein of 1046 amino acids. Gene Ontology annotation, molecular function: zinc ion binding; DNA-binding transcription factor activity, RNA polymerase II-specific. The transcript is spliced from 4 exons. Gene Ontology annotation, biological process: regulation of DNA-templated transcription. The record is from RefSeq and is a predicted model, not a curated record. Lineage: Eukaryota; Fungi; Ascomycota; Eurotiomycetes; Verrucariales; Verrucariaceae.
AUGGAGGUAGCCCAAGAUGAGAAGCGUUUGCGCCCAAAUUCUUAUGCUCCGUCGCCAACAGUCCAACAUCACCGAAUGCAAGCAUCCGACCCUGCGUCGCACAAUUAUCCACAGCCUUCGGGCGCUGGAUCGAAUUACGGCGCUGGCUCAGCGGGAUGGGCACCGCCUCCAUCACCUUUCGCGAACGAGCCUAGACAGAGCUCGGAGGUAUCUCAGCACUCAAAUUCUUACCCACCUCCAAGCCGAGAAAACACCUACCCCUCUGAAGUGCCAUAUGGCAGCAGGGCCGGCUCAAUCUCUGCACAACCUCGAUCGCCCGGUGAUGGAAAUGUUCAAGUCUUGCAUCACGUGAAUGGCACUCUUCCGGACGGGCCGUACCAAUCGCAGCAGGUUCCUCCCGACUACAGGAACAGAGGCGGAUAUGUUCCGCCUGAUGUACCGCCCAAUGGAAGCCAUCCUACAGGCCUUCAUAUUGCUACCGGUCAAGAAGUGAUGCCUGGACAUCAACCAUUCCAACAAACUCCACACGGCCCAUAUUCCUAUCCUCAAUCCGCAGGGCCCGGUCCAGGUCCUAGCCCUGUUCACGACACGUAUUACCAAGGACUACCUUGGAAUCAUCCCGCGGUCAACCGUGAACGGCCUAAGAAGCCUGUUCGGGCCCAGCAGGCCUGUGAUAGUUGUCGGACCAGAAAGGCCAAAUGUGACGAGGCCCGACCUUGCAGUCAUUGCAAAGACAAUAGCUUGCAUUGUACAUAUAGAGACAUUCCUCCCCACAAACAAGACAGGAAUGCACUCGCGCUUGAAGCCAAGAUCGACAACCUACAACGAGAAAUGGGCAGCAUGCAGCGUGAGUUGAGCAACAUGCAGCAUGCAACCAAUGAGAAGCUAAAUCAAAUUUUGCACGUAUAUGAGAGGAAAGAAGUGUUGUCACCUCAGAAGCAGGCCACAGCCAGCACAGCGUUACAAACUACAGCCACGUGGCAGUCCUCGCAGGGGCUUCCAGUGGACAACCAGCAGGGCCUUAUGUCAACAAACGCGCCGAAUCAUGUCGACUUCGUCAUCCCUGCCAAUACCGCAAAUAAGGAAGAAAAUUCCCUUCCCCACAGUCACACAACUGCAGCACAGAACCUACUUCUCUGGCCGUCGAUCAAGGAGUUCGGGCUUGAAUCCAACCCCGACUAUGUCAUGAACGAAGAAGAACGUCGAGGAAUAUUACGCCUCUAUGGACGAGGCGAGGGACAUGAUAAAAUGGACAGCGGCCAGGGCCCAGCAAGUCCGGCUGACAGCUCAUCAAGCGUGCGAACCGAUGAUUCGCCUUCCCCACCUGCAGAAUCUCUUUGGGGUUAUGGCUUUCGGGCCCCUUAUCCUUCAAGCCACGGAGAGCAUCCGGGAGGCCUCGGUCCCGAUGGCAAUCCUAACUAUGAACCCGACUUGGUAGACAAAUAUUUCCACAGCUACAUGAAACACAUUUAUAUCCUCCAUCCGUUUCUCGACAAGAAGACCAUUAAAGACCAUGUUGUCCGAUUUAAGAGUAGGUACAGUCGUGACCGUUCGGGGCCGAACCGGAAGAGGAAACAUGAAGCAGACGAUUCGCUCACUCCUGGCCAUGAAUUGUACCGUCCUUCUGCCGCAGCCAACGCCAUAAGCGUCGAACGAUCUGUGAGAAACGCAAUCGUGCUCCUCGUGCUAGCACUCGGCAUGAUUUGUGAUCACAAGGACCCUUUACCUGCUUCACCUCCAGCUUCCUCUUCCGCCACCGUACCAACUUCCGCCCCUACCCCACGAAGCUCAAAUUCAGAUCCGUUCUCCCCACCAGCCGAAUCACCAUAUCACCAGCUGAGCACAAGGUCGCGAGUCGUGGUCGCAAAUAUUCCGGAUAGGCAUGAAGCUGAAAGAAACAAUGUUGACGUGAUUCCGGGUCUGGCCUAUUACAACGUGGCUUGCGAUAUACUUGGCGGUCUCCGGGGAGGGUACGACCUCUCACACGUCCAAGCGGCACUGCUGGCUGGUCUCUACAUGGGCCAGAUAGCCCAGGUACUAGCAAGCCAUGAUUGGAUCACACAAGCCGGUAAAGCUUGUCAGGUGCUGAUCAACCCCAAGAGGUUUCCCGGGCAGAGCAGCACUAAGUAUGUGGAACUUGUGAAAUACGCCUAUUGGUCCUGCCUUCAGCUAGAGAGCGAUAUCCUCGCCGAGUUGCAGCUCCCACAAAGUGGCAUUUCACGAUACGAAGCUUUUAUGAAUGAGUACCUGCCAUACGGUAUUCAUUUUUCGGAUGAAGAGCAUGGAGUGUAUCAGACAGAUCAAAAGGUCCAAGCAGUGGAAGUCAAAUACUACUGCGCUCAGAUAUCGCUUAGGAUAACACUCAAUUCGAUCCACAAUUCGUUAUAUGAAAAGGAAAAGCUUACGCUACAACUACCGAUCCAAAAGACCCUGAUGGUGGCGUUAGAAGGCUGGCGCGAGAUUACACACAAUUGCAGUCCAGAGAUGGCUUGGGAUGACAACAACUACCUCACUCCGGACAUCAACGCCGCUCGCAUGAGAGCUAAGUACUAUGGGGCAAAAGUCAUCAUCAAUAGGCCAACACUGCAUGCUGCUCUGCACGAUGACUGGUCCACGAUAUCUUGUCCGCAGUCAGAAUCUCCCUUCAAUGGCCAAGCACGACUAUCACAGCAAACCUCACCAACAGCCCCACUUAAGUAUCAUACAGCGAGCAUGCAGCACCACGAUGGUUAUGCGGGAUCGCCAGUUCAGUCCGAAAGUCGUCCCGUGAAGACAGUGCAAGCGUUGAAACCCGAGAUACGUCAUGGAGUGAUAGCUUGCAUUCAAGCGGCCAUUCGCAGUACCACAGCGUUUGAUGCGGUGCCGCCCCGCCUCAUUGUUACCAACAUCUUCGGCACUGGGCAUGCUCAGUUUGGCAAUAUGUUGAUCCUGAGUGCCGCCUACAAUUCAUAUCUACGGCCACUUAUUGAUGGGAGGGAGCUGAAGGGCCUCUUCACACGCACCAUCGAAUUCCUGGGAAGGAAUGCAGACAUUUCCCCUCCACUAAAGCGUGACAUGCAGCAUCUUAAACGUCUGGAGGCACAGCUGUUCCCAAGACCUGCACUCGGGAUAACUUCAAGCUUCUCCUCAACCAACACCUGA